This is a messenger RNA of Elgaria multicarinata webbii, 473 nucleotides long. RefSeq names its product small serum protein 2-like. The coding region runs from base 112 to 444 and encodes 110 amino acids. Lineage: Eukaryota; Metazoa; Chordata; Lepidosauria; Squamata; Anguidae. The transcript has 4 exons. The record is from RefSeq and is a predicted model, not a curated record.
AUAAAUUUGGGGAAUCACAUCCUUAUAGGCAUUGGCAAGGAACACUCCUCCUUGCUCUAGGUGUCAUUUCUCCUCACGAAGCGUUUGCUGUCUGCACACCGAGAAGCCAGGAUGAGAGCUCUCUUCAGCCUGGCUGUCCUCUGUUUCACAUUGGCCUCCUGCCAUGGAUUCUGCACUCAUGAUUUACUUAAAGUAGCGUUUAAAGAUGGCAAACUGGUGAAGCCAGAUGGGUGUGUCGAUAAAACUGAUGGCAGCAAGCACCCGUUCGGCUCUACCUGGAAUUCAGCUGAUUGCAUGGAAUGCGAGUGCCACAAAAGUGGAAUGUCAUGUUGUUCCAGAUACGGUGGUAUUGCAGUGGUUGAAGGGUGUAAAGGAGUGAUCGAUAAAGAAACUUGCAAAUAUAAGUUCUAUAAGAUUGAUGCCCCUUCAGAACCAUGUUCCUAAGCUAUGGAAAUUCAUUCCAGUCCCUCCAU